CGCCCAACUUGCUCGCAUGUCGUCCAACAACCCCGUCGUGCAGGAGUCGGUCGUUCCCCCGCGGAGUAACACCACGUCACGCUCGGCCUCCGAUACCGCUUUCAACGAUAGGAUCAAGAACCCCGAGAUCCAAAUCCAGUAUCGUACCCUCUCUAUUCAUGCAGACUCCAUUGAAAAGGAGGCACGUGAUCCCAAGAAGGCCGCGAACGCCACGGACCCAGCCUCCGCCAUUCGCCAGAUAGACGUACACCGUCUAGCUAUCGAGGAAGUCUACACCCGCUUCUCGACGUCCCCUAUCGUCGGUCUUGAAGCCACUGCCGUCGAACGCCGUGUCAAGGAUGGUAAGAACGUCAUCUCAAAGCCCCCGACCCAGUACUGGAAGAAGGCUCUCAAUUAUGUCUUCGGCGGGUUCAACUUCCUCAUGUGGAUUGCGUUCAUCGUCACGGUCUUGUCCUAUAAGCCGCUCGGUGAUCCUGAUCCUGCGGUAUUCAAUCUCGGCGUAGCAGUUCUUCUCCUGCUGGUGAUCAUCGUCUCCGCGACAUUCUACGCACUCGUCGAUUGGCAUGCGUCGCGCAUCAUGAACUCCAUCAAGAGCCUCGUCGCCGAGGAUGCUUCCGUCAUUCGUGACGGGAAACACCAGACCGUACCUGCCAGAGACCUCGUCGUCGGUGACGUCGUCACGCUCUCCAUGGGCGACCGUGUCCCUGCUGACCUCCGUCUUGUAACGGUCUCGAGCGACGUCCGGUUUGACCGCUCCCUUCUCACUGGCGAGAGCGAUAUGAUCCCUGGAACGCUCGACCUCACCUCCGAUAACGCACUCGAGACGCGCAAUGUUGCCCUUGCGUCCACGUUCGUCGUGCAGGGAAGCUGCACGGGUGUCGUCUUCGCUAUCGGCGACAAAUCCGUCAUGGGACGCAUUGUCGCCAUGUCUGGCAAGACGAAAUUCAAGCUCACGACAGUCCAAAAGGAGGUCUGGUUCUUCACGAAGAUCAUCUCGACGCUGGCACUUGGGCUCUUCGCGCUGGCGCUCAUCAUCUGGGCAGCAUGGCUGCGGAGGAGCUUCCCAGGUUUCGAGACCGCGAGCGUGGCGAUUGUCAACUCUAUUGGGUGCCUGACGGCGUUUGUCCCCCAAGGAUUACCUGUCUGUGUUGCACUCUCACUAACCAUCGUGGCAAAGCGUAUGGCCAAGCGGAAUGUCCUCGUCAAGAACCUCGCAACCAUUGAGACCUUGGGUUGUAUGUCUGUGCUUUGCUCCGAUAAGACCGGUACCCUGACUGUCGGCAAGAUGUCUGUGCAGAACAUCGCCUUCCUCGACGCCGAGUUCUCGGUCGACGAGAUCAAGGACAGAUUCUCAGCAGAAGAAGGCUUCGGUGCGCCUCUUGCCCUCAGAGCUCUUCACAUGGUCGCGCGGCUCUGCAAUGGCGCCAAGUUCGACUCUGCCUCCGCCCAGCUCCCCCUCGACGAGAGGCAGAUCAAAGGUGACGCGACCGACAGCGCUAUCCUCCGCUUCUCUGAGGGUCUCUCCGUGCCCUCCAUCGGAGUCUCUACUCCUUCGCUGCUGGAGUCGUACGAGAAGAUCUUCGAGAUUCCCUUCAACUCGCGCAACAAGUGGAUGCUCACCGUCGUCCAGCCGUCUGCCGAGCCCGCCGCCAGAUCGGACUCCGAGGCUGAUAAGUGGAUGCUUGUUAAGGGCGGCCCGGACGUCCUCUUCCCGAAGUGCAACAACAUCAUGAAGGCUGACGGCUCCGUCCUGCCACUCGACUCGAACCGCAGGUCUCAGCUUCAACUCUUGCAGGAACGCUGGAGCAGCCAGGGACAGCGCGUUCUUGCGUUGUGCCGCCGGACCCUCGGAGGCGUGGCGAUGGAUGCGACGUUGUCGCCGAACGAUAUGGAGCAGCUCAUGUAUAGGAACUUGGGCGAUCUGACCUUGGUGGGCCUCGUGGGUAUCCGGGACCCUCCUAGGUCGGAUGUUGCGGGUGCCAUAAAGAUUAUCAGGAGGGCUGGAGUCCGGGUCUUCAUGGUCACGGGUGACUUCAAGCUGACUGCCCUGGCCAUCGCUCGUCAGGUUGGCAUUGUCACUGAAGAGAAGGUCGACGAUCUCAAGGCCAUGCGUACAUCUCCUAUGGCGAGACGCUAUGCUGGACUUGACCCACCAGUCAUCAAACCUGCAGAGAACGACGGAGACCGCGCCCUUGUCCUCACUGGCGAUGACAUCGAGUCGCUUGAGGCCGCGGACUGGGACAUGAUUGUCGGCGGCUAUACUGAGAUCGUCUUCGCGCGCACGACUCCUGAACAAAAGCUGAGGAUUGUCGAGCAGACUAAGGCCAGGGGAGACAACACGGUCGCAGUCACCGGCGAUGGAGUGAACGAUGCCCCCGCAUUGAAGGCGAGCGACAUUGGCGUGGCCAUGGGUGCCGGAAGCGAUGUCGCUAAAGAAGCUGCCGCUAUGAUAUUGCUGAACAAUGAUCUGACUUCGAUCGUUGUUGCCAUUGAGAUGGGUCGUCUCGUCUUUGACAACCUCAAGAAAGUCAUCCUUUACCUGAUGCCGGCGGGAACAUAUACCGAAUUUCUGGCAGUCUUCUGCAAUGUUUUCCUUGGCAUGCAGCUCGCGCUCAGUUCUUACCUGCAAGUCUGCUUCUCCAUCACGAAUGACGUUGUCAUGUCCAUCUCGCUGAUGUAUGAGAAGCCCGAGUCUGACCUCAUGCUCCGCAAGCCGCGCAAUGCACGCACCGAUAGGCUCACCGAUUGGCGAUUCUUUGUCCAAAUCUAUCUGUUCAUUGGUCUCAUGAUGUGGCCGUGCGCCAUGAGCAUGUGGUUCCUCUGGAUGAGCAAGCAAGGACUAGGCUUCUACGACGUCAUCCUCGUCUACAACAAGUGGACUGACGGCUACAAAGGAUUCAGCACCGACCAGCUUAACGAGUUCGUCAGUGUUGGCCAGUGCAUUUACUACAUCACCAUGGUAUUCAUGCAAUACGGAGGCCUCCUGGCCGUGCGCAACAGGCGGGUCUCGAUCCUGCAGUCGAACCCUCUCUGGGGCCCUCGCAGGAACUUGGCAGUACCCCUGGGCAUGACUGGCACCUUGCUCAUCGGCGUCGUGAACCUAUACGGACCCGGACUUCAGAGGGUAUUCGGCACCACGCCUAUUCCCGGGAUGUUCUGGGGCAUCCCAUUCGCGUUCGCCGCCGGAAUCCUCACGAUGGAUGAAAUCAGGAAGCUCAUCGUAAGGACGUACCCGAACUCCAUUAUUGCUAAGAUGGCAUGGUGAUUGCAGGACCACACCUGCCCGUGGUUCGUAGCUGUUGUUGUGUAUAUAUGCUUGUGUAGUUCUACUUUACUUGACAUGAUGGCCUCCCAUCUCGAAUGCUCAGAAAGGACGUAUCGCCGCC
Molecule: messenger RNA, 3386 nt
Organism: Dichomitus squalens LYAD-421 SS1
Lineage: Eukaryota; Fungi; Basidiomycota; Agaricomycetes; Polyporales; Polyporaceae
Product: calcium ATPase transmembrane domain M-containing protein
Exons: 14
Coding region: 17-3265 (1082 amino acids)
Biological process (GO): sodium ion export across plasma membrane; intracellular potassium ion homeostasis; intracellular sodium ion homeostasis
Cellular component (GO): membrane
Molecular function (GO): ATP hydrolysis activity; P-type sodium:potassium-exchanging transporter activity; ATP binding
Source: RefSeq, a predicted model, not a curated record